AAGGUGAAGAAGGUAGUUCAGGGUGACAAUACCUCCGAAGGAAGUAUCAUUGAAGUAUACUUCAGUAAGGAUGUCCUAACAGCGGAGAUCAUCGCUGUUGAUGGUAAGUCGUAUUUUUCAUUUUAGCCCUCUUGACCGGCAAGGAUUGUCACUUCUUUUAGUGGUAUCUAGUGCUUUCUUGAUUCUCCAGCGAGCUCCCAAAGCGACUCAGUGUUUCAGAACUGUUUUAUUCCAUUUUCAUGUACAUGUAGCACUGGAUUUCUAAACUUCCCACCUUAACCUGUUGCUAAAUAGCCUGUUUGCCUUCUUGACCAACUCAUUCAUUUCCCUGUAUACUGAAUGUUUAUAGAUGAAAAUAGCAAUUUAGAUCACUUGUUGAUCAAUUUCCUGCAAGAUGUGAAGAUCAAGCAUCGCUUUCCUUCUGAUGAGACGUCCGAAGAAGACCGGGAAAUUAUUAAAGAAGGAGCCAACAAGAAAAAGGUAAGCCUUAUAUCCAUUUAUCCCUAA
This is a messenger RNA of Porites lobata, 507 nucleotides long. Lineage: Eukaryota; Metazoa; Cnidaria; Anthozoa; Scleractinia; Poritidae. The record is from the annotation of a GenBank genome assembly.